AUGAAGUGCACGAUUGGAUUAAUAUUCCUAUUUCUACCAAUUGUCCUAAGUCUGGAUGACAUGGACAUGAAGUUUACUGUAAACUAUUUCAAAAUGAGAUAUAUCAAAACAUUAUGUCUAUUGGAUUGCAAAAACAAUACAUGGAGCAAGAAAUUGACGAAAUAUGCUAACGCACAGAUGAUUUCAGUAUUGAAUGUACAAAUAGGCAAAACAUUGAAUUACGGCUUUAUAGAUGUUUGCUUAGAACAAAGGCUGCCUUCGAUUGGAGUGUUCAUAGACACGAAUUGUGCACUCUAUGAAAACAUACUUGUCUAUGCAUCUGAAAAUACACGUUUCGACUCGCGACACAAAUGGCUUUUAAUUGAUCAUAACAAGAAUAGUUCCAGUUUAGAAAUAAAUGACGAUAUUCUGGAAGCUCUUAAUCAUCUGAAUUUAAGCCUGAAUGCUGAUAUUGUAAUUGGAAAAUCUAUGGGAUCUACCGUGUACAAACUCUAUGAUAUUUAUAAUUUCGGAAAACUGCAAGGCGGUGAGUUAAUAGCAGACGAGCUUGGAACCUGGUACAUAUAUUCAGGAGUUGAUGACAAAUUAAAAAUAAACGACUAUAAGUACUAUCGCCGAUGGAAUUUCCAACAAAUACCUUUGAAAUUAAUAACAGUGAUGUCCAAACCUCCAAAAGAGUUUGAUCCCAAAAUAAUAGCAGACACAAAACCAAACGCAAACAUACCAGUUAUUACGAUAACUGGUAACAUAAUUCUGAAUGUUAUAGCUGAAAUACACAAUUUCAGAUUUAUAUACACAAUAACCGACAGGUGGCUUGGUGAUUUUAGCAGAAACAGCUCUAAGGUAGUUGCGAGCUCUCUGUACUUCCGAACCCAAGACAUCUCUCCAGUGAUCAGGUUUAUUAACGAAACUCUGAAGAGGAUUGACAUUAUACACCCUCCUUUGACUUCCAUAGAAACAAGAUAUUACUAUAGAAUACCAACAUAUGGCGUUGGCAAACUCCAAAACCAAUUCUUGAGGCCACUUAGUGCGGGAGCGUGGUUGAGUGUGUUACUUGUUGUGACAUUAUGCUCAAUUUUGUUGCUACUCUCGGCUAUUUUGGAACAACGAUCAUUCUCAGGGCAAUAUGCAGUAUUUUCGGUUAUUGCGUCGAUUUGUCAGCAAUAUUUCGAAGAUAAUGACGUUAAUACAAGAAGGAGAUCAUCAUUCGCUCGCGAAGUUACAAUAUUUAUAACUGGUAUCUUCUGCGUCCUCAUUUAUAACUACUACACGAGCAGCGUAGUCAGCUGGCUGCUAAAUGCUCCACCGCCUUCAAUUACUUCGCUGGAGGAACUGUUGGAGAGUCCUCUGGAGCUGAUCUUUGAGGAUAUUGGCUAUACAAGAUCUUGGUUGCAGACUCCUUCAUAUUACUGCAAUAAACGGAACGAAAAAGUAGAAGAUCUAUUACGCAAGAAGAAAGUAUUAAACAAAAAGCAAAGUUCCCCACUGUUGGAACCGGUUGAAAAAGGAAUAGCAAUGGUCAAAUCUGGAGGUUACGCUUACCAUAUGGAAGUGGAUAAUGCCAAUAGAUUGAUCUCUAAAUCUUUUACUCAAACGGAAUUGUGCGAACUUGGCUCCUUGCAGUCUAUGGAUAAAACCAAUUUAUACGCCUGUUUGCAGAAAGACAGCCCCUACAAAGAAUUCUUUGCAUGGAGUGUCGCUAGAUUGUUAGAACGCGGGAUAGUUUCAUGCAUACAACGGCGCACUCGUUCUCAAGAGGUGAAAUGUGAGGGUAGUUCACCCAGAGCCUUGGCAUUGGGUGGAGCUGCUCCUGCUUUCUUAUUACUGGCCUUUGGAUACUUGCUAGCUACUGUAAUAAUGUUGCUAGAAAGGCUUGUACAAAGAACAAAGGAACGAGUGGAGGUUGGGAAAUGGUUAAAUGGUGAAAAGAGAAAAUGUUAUUAA
This is a messenger RNA of Achroia grisella, 1944 nucleotides long. RefSeq names its product ionotropic receptor 75a-like. The record is from RefSeq and is a predicted model, not a curated record. The coding region runs from base 1 to 1944 and encodes 647 amino acids. The transcript is spliced from 15 exons. Lineage: Eukaryota; Metazoa; Arthropoda; Insecta; Lepidoptera; Pyralidae.